This is a messenger RNA of Lactuca sativa (garden lettuce), 1197 nucleotides long. Its product is annotated as aspartic proteinase 36-like. Gene Ontology annotation, molecular function: aspartic-type endopeptidase activity. The record is from RefSeq and is a predicted model, not a curated record. NCBI's taxonomy places the organism in Eukaryota, Viridiplantae, Streptophyta, Magnoliopsida, Asterales, Asteraceae. Gene Ontology annotation, biological process: proteolysis.
UCAACUUAUUAGGGCUCACAUUUGUAACUUAUUUUAAAAACUUUUGUCCGAGGGAAGAAUAGAAAGAGGAGUGAGGGAAUGUCAACCGUUUAUAUUACUCUCAGAAAUGCUUUUACUUCAACACUACUAGGCGCCAUUGUGUUGCUGCAUGUGGCUUCUGGGUUUCCGGCCACUCUCACUCUCACUCUAGAAAGAGCUUUUCCGAUGAACCACAGAAUUGAGUUGAGUCAACUCAGAGAUAGAGGUACUAUUAGAUUCGGUCUUAAAGGAAGUUAUGAUCCUCAUGUGGCUGGGUUGUAUUUCACAAAAGUCAAAUUGGGAUCUCCUCCAAAAGACUAUUAUGUACAAAUUGACACACGAAGUGAUGUCUUAUGGGUCGGUUGCAAGCCUUGCAUUGAUUGCCCUACAUCAAGCAAAUUUAAUAUUCCUAUUACAUUAUAUGACCCUUUAAGCUCGUCAACAUCUACUCCUGUCUCAUGUUCAGACCAAAUAUGUGCGCAAGCGGGUCAAACUUAUAAUUCUAGCUCAUGUUCACAUAAUCAGUGCACUUACACAAUUUACUAUGGAGACGGUAGUGCAACAUUAGGUCAUUAUGUAUCUGACUUAAUUCAUUUAGAGACAUUUCUUACAGAUACAAAAUCAUUAAAUGUUUCCACUUCUGUGGUAUUUGGUUGUAGCACAAUGGAAACUGGGAUCUUAGCUACAUCUGAUGGAGCAGUUGAUGGGGUUUUGGGAUUGGGGCGACAAAGUUUAUCUAUCAUAUCCCAACUUUCUUCGCAAGGGAUUGCUCCAAAUUCAUUCGCACAUUGUCUUGCUGAUGGAGGUGGGAUUUUGGUUAUAGGUCAGCCAACGGUGCCACAUAUCAUUUUUACUCCACUUGUCAAAUCACAGGGGUAUUAUAGUACACAUUUGCAUAGUAUUUCGAUAAAUGGUAAAAAAUUAUCCAUUGAUCCAUCAGUAUUUGCAAUAAAUAAUGAUAAAGCUGGAACAAUAAUUGACUCGGGAACAACUCUGGCAUACCUUACUGAAGAGGCUUACACCCCUUUUGUAGAUGCUAUCACAAAGUCGGUUUCGUUGUCUGUACAACAACGUACAUCAAACGGAAAUCCUUGUUAUUCAAUUACUUCCAGGUUUACAACCAUUAAAACUUUUUGUAGUUAAAUUGGCACUUAUAUUCCUCCCUUUUUUGUCCUUACU